Colletotrichum fioriniae is the source of this 1086-nucleotide messenger RNA. Lineage: Eukaryota; Fungi; Ascomycota; Sordariomycetes; Glomerellales; Glomerellaceae. The record is from RefSeq and is a predicted model, not a curated record.
AUGCUUGCUGGCUUCCGUGUAUCCUCCCAGAUCUGUCGGGCUUCUUCGACAGAAUUUGCGAAGUGGAUCGACGGAGGGCUCAGCACCCAUGACGAUUGCAAGGUCAUCUUAAUUCGUCUCUUCCCUGGGUCAUGGAGAAUCGAUAGGCAAGCCCUCCGCUGCAUACUUUCGGUCUUGCACCUCGCCAACAAAGACCAAUACAUGAAACUCGACGUCGAAGAGCUUCUUCGAGUCUCGGAAACCAACCUUCUCUUGAAGUGCAACGACGCGCUCGCGCCGUGGAUCGGCAUCUGGUGCCCGAAAGCCCUCCAGAUCAUUCUCCAUGGCGAACAGCCAUCCGUUGUGAAGCUUGGAAUGCUUUUAAAGUCAGCGGAUAACUUUGAGGCCAAAGACGAACUCGUCAAGCUGAGGCAGUUUGCUAUUCGCAAUCUUCCGAUACAUUUCCGACAAAUCUGGGCCAGAAACCCACCGCUCAUGACUCUACAAAACUGCAAAUCUCUCGGUAAGGGUGACGGAGUUACACUUUUGUUGGUCCCCUUUGAGGUCAACGACCGACUAGUACGAGCUUGCUCGCAUAUUUGGUCUUUCAAGGGCAUCCUGGACACCCAUAGCGAAGGAUAUAUCACCGCCCGAUGGCUCUAUCUCAGCUGCGGACGGCGACACCAGUCCAACGCCAAGGCCUGCCGCAUCUGUGGCAACAAAACACUGUACGAUAAUGUCUGUACAAAAAAUUCUCGAGUCGGCGAGUACUUCAGAAUCCUCGCGCUCCAGAAGCUGUGGCCCACCGAUAUUUUGGCACCGGACAAUGCCACUCUUUCGACAAUUUCUCAGCGCGUCAACAGUUUGACGAGUUGCAUCCCGCAUAAUUGUAGCGGCGGUUCCAAAUGCCCCCUGGUUGUCCACCUCAGCGCUCUACAAGGUCAUUUGAAGCGAACCAUGGAUGAUUGUGCUCGGAGCAACAUUUCGGUAAACCCGGGGAGGCACGACAAUGUGACUGUGACCAUGACCGAUAUCAGGAAGAUCGGCAUUGUGGAAGGUGGCGGUGAUAUCGCGGAGGUGGUGGUCGAGGAUCUUGACGAGGACUAG